Messenger RNA from Siniperca chuatsi (mandarin fish), 3067 nucleotides. Its product is annotated as Serine/threonine-protein kinase pdik1l-B-like. Bases 224 to 1444 code for a protein of 406 amino acids. The record is from RefSeq and is a predicted model, not a curated record. Lineage: Eukaryota; Metazoa; Chordata; Actinopteri; Centrarchiformes; Sinipercidae. Gene Ontology annotation, molecular function: ATP binding; protein kinase activity. Gene Ontology annotation, biological process: protein phosphorylation. The transcript has 4 exons.
ACACAGAGCGGGACGUUGUGAAUUUAGACACGGAAGUUUUUCGCAUUUGUUGUUCUGCUAUUUUACCUCAGCUGUUGAUCAACAAUAAAAAAAAUCCAGAUUCGUUGAAUAUUGUGCGAAACGGCUUGCCAAUCAACCAGAUUGCAGACUGAAGUCGAUUCAUUGCUGGUAAUGUAAACUGAAGUCUUGUGGCAGUCACAACUGGCCCCAGCUCCUGUGAGAGAUGGAGGAGAUGGAGGAGCUCUACACUUUAGAGAAGGAGGCAGGACGAGGCAGCUAUGGUGUGGUCUUUGAAGGCCAUAUUGCCAAAACAGGACAGAGGGUGGCUAUCAAGCGGCUGCCCUGCAGCAACCCAGAGUGCAUUGAACUCUACCUGCAAGAGCUGUGGGCCAUGAGAGCCACAGCCAAGAACCAUGUCAAUGUCAUUGCACUCCACAGCUGCCUCUUACAGACGGGGCCAAGGAGCCUGAAGCCCCUAAAACCAGGGAAACUGCCUCUACGUCUAGUUGAGAGCGUGCUGAAGGGCAGUGUAGUCGGAGCACCACGAAGUCAAGAAAGCAAUAAUUCCCAGCCUAACACCCAGAGGAGGACUAACUCUGUCUCUAGACUUCAGGACAGGACCAACACCGUCCAGGCCAGGGCCAAGCUUCAGGACAAGACUAAAUCAAGUGCAUCUGAUUCUACAACUCCACAAAGGCCUCAAAACAAAGCCAGGAAGAGACCGGCCCAGAGGGAGGAAGAGCAGCCAGGACCCCUGCGCUGCUUGGCCCUGUGGCUCGUGAUGGAGUACUGUGACGGGGGUGACUUGAAUCAGUACCUGCUCUCCAGGCCACCAGACUCCCAGCGUAACCACAGCGUGGUUCGACAGCUCUGCAGUGCUGUGGCCUUCCUGCAUAGUCUGGGUAUCACCCACCGAGACCUGAAGCCUGACAAUGUGCUGGUCUGUGUGACACCAAAAGGCCCUGUUGUCAAGGUGGCAGACUUUGGUCUAAGCAAGAUGAGUGAAGGUCUGGUGGACGGUGACCUGACCAGGCAGCACUUCUCCUCCACCUGUGGCUCUGACUUCUACAUGGCUCCAGAGGUGUGGGGUGGACUGACCUACACAGCCCAGGCAGACAUCUUCUCCCUGGGUGUGAUGUUCUGGGCUGUUCUGGAGAGAAUCACCUUUGUGGAAGAAGGGACCACGCAGGAACAACUGGGUGCCUAUGUGUGUAAGGGUCGCUCAGGCUGGUUGAUGCCGCUGGGGGAAGCUUUGUGGGAGAAUGCCGACCUCCAGCUGUGUAUCCCUAUGAAGUUUAAGAGAGCACCCCCGCUGCCACCCCCUCCUGGUCCAGCCAUGUGCACCCUGCUUUCAGACAUGCUCGCCUCAAACCCGGAUUCUCGGCCCCCAGCGGACCAGCUGGAGGCCAGAGUGCGCUCUGCUCUGAAAGAGGACUCCCACUAACAGAAAGUGCUCUUAAGAGACCAUAAUGGCUAUAACCACUAUAGCCACUACAUGGAAAUAUUGUCUGUGGAGCCCCUAACUGCAGCGUUUCUUACAUGUGUAAACAAUAGCCACUUUGCUGCCACAGGGAAGUGGGGAUAAGAAAUAUGUAUGAUUAUAUGGGAUUGUGGGUGCUAUUUUUGUCACAGAAACAGAGGCUCAGUUCAUAAACUGUGUAGGAAGCCAAAUAAAGGGGAAAAAAGGGAUGAACUAGAAGAGGUCUAUUCAAGCCCCUGACUGCACUGCAGACAAAACAUGCAAUGAUAUUCAAACAAGUCCAUAUAGAGAUCUAGUGGGACUUAACUCAAGCUGUAUUUGAUGUAAGCACCAUGCUGUUGCUGGCCUUGAAUGCUUGACAUAGAAAAUCAAUAUGGCUGAUAUGAAAUGCAAGGGGUUACUGCUACUGCUUUUUAUCUGGGUCUGCAGCGUCUUGGUGACUCCCCAUUAUCUCAUUUUUAUUUCGGGUGUUAAUUUUGACCUGAUUUGUGGACAAUGAGCUUCUUACUUGUUGAAUAGUGUAGCUAACGUAAGUCUAAUGUAAGUCUUUUGUGCUGAUUAUCUUACCCAAAUGUUUCCACCACGCAUUGAUGUAGCAUGGAUCUAACAGUUCACUGGGCCUCUAGUCUUAAAUAUGUAAAGUGAAUGACCAAAAAAAUAGAAAACACUUGUCCAUCGUAAUAGUCCUGUAAUAAAUACCUUUGUGACACUAAUAAAUAAAUCUUAAUUGUUGUUGACCCUGUGUCAGCAACAGGCGUCGAUUGAGUAGUAGUAGUAGUAGCCGUAGUUUGUGGUGUUUUUCCUCCAAAUACAUUGAGUAAUUAAGGCGGACAUUAUAUAUUACGAACACCUCUCUAUAUAAUGCAGUCUAAUGCAACACCACCACAAAGUACAUCCUCAAAAUAUACGAUAGAUUUGUGUCAACAUACUUUAAAUACAGCAGUAUUUAUUGCAGGGCUAACUUCGUACAGGCGUUUGUAUUUAUAUGCUUUCUGUAUAUUUAAAUUUGUUUCUUGCAAGAAUGCUUCUUAAGAGAUGUUGAUUUAUGUCAUAUUUGUUCUACACAUGAAUUUAAAUAUGGCUUGAAAAUGUAUAUUUUGUUUGUAAGGGUUUCUUAUUUUAAAAUCUUUCCUUGUCAUUUCACCAGUUUGCUUUGAGUCAGUAACAUUUAUGGAUGUUGUCUUUUUUAUAUAAGUAAUAAGUAAGUAUAGAGGAUUUUGAAAGUUAAGUCUAUGUUACUGUGUGAGCAUUUGUGUGAUACCUGCACUGAAAACUAAAAGAUAUAGCAGCAUGAGGCUCACAGUGACUAACGAUCACUAAUAUACCACCCCCUCAUGAACAGGAAAUUAAAGCCGGGCAUUAGGAUUGUUGCUGAUCAUAUCUAUGCUGAGUCCACAGCAUUUAUUACUGGUCAUCAGUCUUAAUCAUUGACAGUCCAUAUCUUAGAUUGCUAUUUAUUUCUGAUUUUUUUUUUUUUUUUUUUUUUUUGCUCACAUGCCUGAAAAAAUGGGUAUGUAUUAUAAUAUGAAUUGUGUCCAGAAACCCUUUUUAAAUGUAAUUUAAAUAAACAUGAAAUUGUAACUUGUA